AUGGUCCUGUCAACAAAAGAAGCUUCAAGAACCAGUGUGGCUUCCAGAUCCAAUGCGGCUUCCAGAUCGAAUGUGUCAUCCAGAUCCAAUGUGGCUUCCAGAUCGAAUGUGUCAUCCAGAUCCAGUGUGGCUUCCAGAUCGAAUGUGUCAUCCAGAUCCAAUAUUCAGGGAUCAGGAGCGUCAUCUGCUGUAGUACAAGCAUUUAAGAACAUUAAGGAUUUUAUGAUAAAAAGGGAACCCUCUCUCAAAGGCAAGAAUGAUGCUGAAAUAUUUCGUGAAACUCAGAAGUUAGCAGACAAACUGGUUGACUUGAUCAUCAAUGUGACUGAAAUAGAAGAUGAAAUUGAGGAUAUUAGUAAAAAGCUUCGUCAGCAAUGGGUGCCGUACAAGGAAGUCUUAUAUUUAUUUGAAGACAGAACGAAGCCGUGGCACAAAGCAAUAACAGCUUGUGAGGAUGAAAAAUCCAUGCUGAUUACUAUUGGAAGUCUUGAAGAGGAGGAGUUUCUAGAAAGAGAAACCAAUACUGCACAUCAAGACUCGUGGAUCGGUCUUCCUUAUAAGGAUGGGAAAUGGCAAUGGUAUAACGGUAUUAAUGUUGGAACCACUUACUGGAAGGCAGGUAUGCCGCAUGAUUUAGAUAACAAACGCUGUGCCAUCCUAAAAGCACAUUGCUCUACCCCCCAAAAAUGCUGGGAAAACAUUCCCUGUGAUAGACAAAAAAGAUGGAUAUGUAAGAAGAUGCCUGAUAAAAGGUGGUACACGUUAAACCCUUGA
This is a messenger RNA of Podarcis muralis (Common wall lizard), 774 nucleotides long. NCBI's taxonomy places the organism in Eukaryota, Metazoa, Chordata, Lepidosauria, Squamata, Lacertidae. The record is from RefSeq and is a predicted model, not a curated record.